Rhizophagus irregularis DAOM 181602=DAOM 197198 is the source of this 666-nucleotide messenger RNA. The record is from RefSeq and is a predicted model, not a curated record. NCBI's taxonomy places the organism in Eukaryota, Fungi, Glomeromycota, Glomeromycetes, Glomerales, Glomeraceae.
AUGGGUGUCAUAUAUGUUGAAAUUCCUUCUGAUACUGAAGAUAAAGAUGUAGAGCACUUUGGCAAAGCAUUUAGGAAAUCUCUUAAUUUUAGAUUUGAGGAACAUAUUUCUUUUACGGCACAGCUUAUGAAGAAAAUAUUAGGUGAUAAUGGUGAAGCUGAUAGGCGUCCCAAGUGGAGAAGAGCCUUGGAAGCCUUCAAGAAUUCUGGCACAGUGUACAAAACAAAGCACAAUAAACUUCCAGUCAUCGUUUAUGACAAUAUCAGCAGAUUGAUUAAUACAAAUCCCAAAUGCUGGUUACGUGCGAAACAUCCAGUGAUUGAAAUUGGAGACCUUAGCAACGAAGAAUCAAUGAAAUAUUUAACUGAGAAACGCAAGAUCAAUGAAGUAGAGGCAAAAAAAUUAUACGAAUUGGUUUGUGGUCGAAUUGUAGAGCUAAAGACUGUGGCGGAUGAUUUUCUUAACGGACAAUCCUUUGAAGUUAACACUGCACAACUACUCCGAAAGCAAUUACAUCAUGAAGUAGGAAAGAAAGCAAUCAAGGCUUUAUUGGACUCUAAAGAGUUGGGUUUUACGACAUUUAUAGAGUUUUUUGAUAAUUAUGAAGAAGUUGACAAAGUGCUGGAGACCAAUAUAUUUUCAUAUCAUCUCGAAAAAACAUUGUGA